Messenger RNA from Myotis myotis, 4140 nucleotides. RefSeq names its product diphthamide biosynthesis 2 (gene DPH2). Gene Ontology annotation, molecular function: 2-(3-amino-3-carboxypropyl)histidine synthase activity. NCBI's taxonomy places the organism in Eukaryota, Metazoa, Chordata, Mammalia, Chiroptera, Vespertilionidae. The transcript is spliced from 5 exons. The record is from RefSeq and is a predicted model, not a curated record. Bases 1526 to 3073 code for a protein of 515 amino acids. Gene Ontology annotation, biological process: protein histidyl modification to diphthamide.
UUUAUUUCUGAUAUAAAUGGGAGGCUUCUGAGGUAGAGGACUUGGGACUUAGGCUGGGUCUAGUUGGGAGGGAAGAAUUGGAGAGUGGCUUUGAGUUUCAGGAUGGGUUUCUGGUGUGGGGUUAUGGAGGCACCCAAACUUGUACAUGGUUGGUGAGAGGUAUAGAAAGUGGAACUGAGUAUCUGUGGGAGGAGGCAUUGCAGACCCCAGAGGAAAAGGAAGGCAGGACCUAAUGUCUGUAUACUCCUAAGUCCCCAACUCGAUGGUCAGAGCUUGGUCAGCACCAGGGACAGCUCCUGUCACUUGCUCUCCCUUUGCAGGGUCCCCUUCCUUUCUGUCUCCUCAGUCACAGUUACAUCUGGGCUGCCUCUCAGGCACCCCAGCCUUCUCCUCAGUGAGAUCUGAGAAUGGGCCUGGGUUCUCCCCACCCUGUCGUGAACCUGAGUCUCCUUAGAGAUGAUAGAACCGAUUACUUUGAUAUUUCUUCCCCUGUUCUUUUCCCAACUUUUGCACAAAUUCUGUGUCCAUUCUUCAUCCUCAAUCAAUCUCUUCCCAUGCCAGCCGUUCAUGUGCCAUCCCCUGAGGCCACUCUGUCCCACUGCCCCUGCUCGAGUCUCACCUUACUCUUGAUUUCUCAAUUCUCUUCUCCUACUACAUGCUAACCAGUGCUUCUUCCUCCUUUUCUGCCCCUCCCCCAUGACCAGUGUAGCACAUGAGCUAGGAGAAUGAGAAGUCAAAAGCCCAGCUUCUGAAAUCAGACCUAGGUUUGAUAGAUUGUGCCACUGACUUGCUGUGUCUUAUUAGACAGACAGCUUCUUUGAAUCCCAGCCUACUGACCUAUAAAAUGGGACAAUUCUUACUCUAAAAACUGUAAACUCUGAGGAUGUAUAGUGCCUUGUGAACAGUAAUACUCAAUGUUUGCCUACCUGACCGACUGCGGGUAAUAGCAAUGCUUUCAGUAAUAUGCAAAGGACUACUUGUAAGGUUUUAUGUCUAAAUUGUUUAGACUCCCAACAGUCCUAUUAGGAGUACUAUUGCUACAAGCCCCAUUCUGCAGAUUAGGAGAUAGCCAUGGACAAGUUGGAGUUGCUCAAACUGGAGUAAUUAUUUUCAGGGAAUGGGUGUUUCUCAGAGUGGGCAGUGGGCUGAACCAGAAAACUCCCUUCCUCUGGCGAGGAGGGCUAGAGGAACUACAAUACCCACAAGGCUCCGCAUCUCCCCCGGAAGUACUUCCGGUUGGCCUUGUGCUGUGAGGCCGAUGGGCGGUUUGGUAGGCGACGAUUGGGGAGCCGGAGCCGUGCUGGUUUGAGAUUGGUAAAUUGCUAUCAGCCCCGCCUCGAGACCCGGAAGUAAUCUCCGGUUGGGUCAUGUGUAGCGAGGAAUGGGAGUUUUGGACACGCGACUAGCUGUUCCACUGCUGGUGGCCUGAGUCUCAAGCUCCCCGCGCUCAUCAAAGGACUGUGACCCAUUGAGGACGCGGAGGCCGAGGGAUCCCCGCUGCUUCCCGCCACCUAAGCUGUACCUCAUGGAGUCUACAUUCAGCAGCUCUGCCGAGGCGGCGCUGCAGCGGGAGGCGGGGGCCGCGGGGCUGCUCACGCCUCUCGCGGACCUGGACCGAGUGUACGAGCUGCAGCGAGUCGUCGGGUUUGUCCGUGACCUGGCGUGCCAGCGGGUGGCCUUGCAGUUCCCCGACCAACUGCUGGGAGAUGCUGGGGUUGUGGCUGCACGACUGGAGGAGACCACGGGGUCGAAAAUGUUCAUUCUGGGGGACACAGCCUAUGGCAGCUGCUGUGUGGAUGUGCUGGGUGCGGAGCAAGCUGGAGCUCAGGCCCUUGUGCAUUUCGGCCCUGCCUGCUUAAGCCCUCCAGCCCGCCCGCUGCCGGUGGCCUUCGUCUUCGGUCAGCGUCCUGUGGCCUUGGAGCUCUGCGCCCAAGCCUUCGAGGCCCAGAACCCGGACCCCACCGCCCCUGUGGCGCUGCUGAGCGAGCCGGCCUGCGCCCACGCCCUGGAGGCCUUGGCCACUCUCCUUCGCCCACGGUACGCGGACCUGCUUGUCGCCAGCCCAGCUCUUCCCCUGCCAGCGGGCUCCCUCAAUACAGAGCCUGAACCCCUGCAGCGUUUUGGGCGUCGCUUCCCGCUGGCCCCAGGAAGGUGUCUGGAAGAGUAUGAUGCUUUCUAUGUGGGAGGCUCUGGGGCCAGCUCUGACCCUGACCUCGAUCCUGACCUGAGCCGGCUGCUCUUGGGCUGGGCACCAGAGCGGUCCUUCUCCUCCUGCUGCCCAGACACAGGGGGGACCCGUGAUGAAGGUGCCCGGGCUGGGCGGCUAAGGGCACGUAGACGAUAUCUGGUAGAGAGGGCCAGAGAUGCUCGCGUGGUGGGGCUGCUGGUGGGCACGCUGGGCGUGGCCCGACACCGGGAGGCACUGGCACACUUGCGGAACCUGACUCGGGCUGCCGGCAAGCAUAGCUAUGUGCUAGCUCUGGGGCGGCCCACACCUCCCAAGCUUGCCAACUUCCCUGAGGUGGAUGUCUUUGUGCUGUUGGCCUGUCCUCUUGGUGCCUUAGCUCCCCAGCCUUCUGGUGGCUUCUUCCGGCCUGUAUUGUCACCAUGUGAGCUGGAGGCUGCCUGCAACCCUGCCUGGCCAUCUCCAGGCCUGGCUCCCCACCUCACACACUACGCAGACUUGUUGCCUGGCUCUCCCUUCCACGUGCCCCUCCCGCCACCUGAAUCGGAACUGUGGGACAUCCCAGAUGUGUCACUCAUUACUGGGGAGCUUCGACCCCCGCCUGCUCGGAAGCCAUCAAAUGAUCCUGGAUGCUCAGCCCUGACCCCACGGCCUCAGCUGGAGCUGGUUGAGAGUAGCCCCGCAGGUAAGCGUGCCAAGUCUCCACUCCCAUCGGAAUUCUCCCGGAUUCCGGCCACUCAGCUUCAGUCCCCUCUCUUUGCAGCCUCAUUCCUUAGUUCUCGGAGCUGGCAAGGGCUGCAGCCUCAGCUGGGUCAGACACCAGUGACAGGAGUCGUAAGCGGAAGACGAGGAAUUGCCAUCGCCUAUGAGGAUGAGGGAAGCAGCUGAUACCCUGUGGGGCCAGAGACACAGAUGAACUUAAGGAUCGCUGCUGACUCUUCUGGUCCCAGGUGCUGCAGGCUUCAGUGCAGAUUUGGCCAAGCCCAGGAACCACACCAUGCACAACCAGUUCCGAAAAUGGCACAGAAAAGGCAUCAGGAAGGAAAUAGAUCCAAAGUUCCUGAGAAACAGACGCUUUGCCGAAAAGCACAACAAGAAGAGGCACGUCAACAACACUCAUGCCAUGAGCACACGUGCCAAGGCUAUCAAGGCCUUCAUAAAGCCCAAGGAAGUCAAGCUGAGAUCCCAGAGGGUCAGCUGCAAGCUCAGUCAACUUGUCUACAUCAUUCACCCCAAACUUGGGAAAUGUGCUUGUGUCCCCAUCACUAAGGGUCUCAGGUACUCCUGGCCAAAGGCCAAGGCAAGGCUUAAACCAAGCCUCAGGCUGCAGCUGCAGCUGCAACUCAGGCUUAGGCUCCCAAAGGUGCUCAGACCCCCAUAAAGGCUCCACAGGAGUGGAGGCCUCUGUCUGCUGAUGUGAGGACAGAGGACUGGUGUGACCCCUGGACUACUAUCUGCAUGGAACUAGUGUCCUCCUGUGCUAUCUGUACAAAUAAACCUGAGGCAAGAGCUCACUGCUAAGACCUUUUAGUGCUCCCUGUACCAGCCUCACCCCUCUGCCAGGAUCCUUGAAGGAGCCUGGAUGGAAGGAGAGGAGGCAGCCCCUCGCUAAAGAUAGGAUCCAGCUUUGUCUUGUACUGACACUGGCACACGGCUUAGCACAUACUGGCUUAGCAACAUGUUUGAUGUUUGACUGAUGGGGACUGAUUUGGGGCAUUCCUGGAGCCUUCUAGGCCCAUCUGUUCUAGGAGCAGCCCAGGACCUCUGGCCAAUCCCAGUUCCUGGUGUGCAGUUAAGGGUCUGUCCUUUUCAAAGGCAGGUUAUAGAUGGUCUAGACCAGGGUUUCUCAGCCUCCGCACAACUGAUGUUUUGGGCCAGAUAAUUUUUUAAAAUAUAUUUUUAUUGAUUUUUUUUAUAGAGAGGAAGGGAGAGGGAUAGAAAGUUUAAAACAUCAA